Messenger RNA from Hansenula ciferrii, 1740 nucleotides. RefSeq lists its product as uncharacterized. The record is from RefSeq and is a predicted model, not a curated record. The transcript has a single exon. Lineage: Eukaryota; Fungi; Ascomycota; Saccharomycetes; Phaffomycetales; Wickerhamomycetaceae. Bases 1 to 1740 code for a protein of 579 amino acids.
AUGACACUAAACACAAUGAUUAGUACUAUUAUAGCAACAAUAACAUCAUUUUUGAACAAAAUCCUCGAAACUUCUCAUAUCUUAUUUAUUGAAAGAGAUAUUCUUGAAGCAUUAGGAAUUUGGACAAGUUAUCCUAGAGGUAUUGGUGGAAUUUAUAUUCGUCAUUCAUAUUAUAAUACAGUUUAUAGACCUUUCUGGAGUUUGGAUAGAUUAACAUUCCCAAUAAGGUAUUAUUUAUCUAGCAAAUUAAAUUGUUUAUAUGAAUGGAUUGAUAGCAUCAAAACAAUGAUUGUAACUAAUUCUCCAAUAAAGAAAGACGAAACUAGGGAUUUUGAAGAUUCAAAGAUCAAUAUUCAUAAGUCUGCUUCAGAUCAUAAUGGGACUGAUAAUGACAUCAUGUUUCCAAUGGAAAUUUGGGAAGUCAUUGCACAUAUUGGUAACAUUGAUAAUUUAAUCAUGAUGAGCAUCAACAGAUCAUUUUUAUAUACAUUUGCACCAAAAAUCUAUGAUACUUUGAAAUUAACAAUUGUCUUGAGUCCAUUAACCAAGAUGAAACUCACUGAUGAAUGUUUCUUAAAGAAAGGACCUGAUACUAUUAGGGAUAAGCAUUAUGAUUCUUAUUCAAUUUAUAAAAGACAUCAAGAGAGUCAGAAAUUUGAUUAUGAAUUUUUAGAUACUUCAAUAAUAACUGAUCAAGAUUUUUUUGAAGAAAUACAUCUUGAUGCAAUUAAAAGACAUAAACAUUUUGGAUUAUUCAAGUCCGAAGAUAGAGGUGAAAGAUCUAACCAUCCGUUUGAAAUAAGAAGUUUGAAGAAUAUUCAAUUCAUUCUAAAGAAUAUUUUGCAAAAUCCAAAUUCAAUAAUGAAGAAAUUCAUUAAAGAAAUCUUGCUUGAUAUAUGUGUGUUUGAUGGGUUUGAUAAGCUUAUGACUUUUGAACAAAAUUCAUUGGUGAAUGGAUCAACUAGAGGUCAAGAAUCAUUAGAUGAAUUGAUUGAUCAACAAAUAGAAAAAAACGAACUUGUUUCAGUUAUGACAGAUCAAAAUGAAUACCUUCAUGUUACACCUUUGGAUGAUAACUUUGAUAGGGUAAGGUGGAAAGACCCUCUUGAAGAUAAAGCACCAAGGUUUGGUAGAGUUUUGAAUAAUAUCCAAACCAAAUUUACCCGUGAAUCUAUUAUAUCUGAUAUUUACCAUAUAUUCCCACAGAAUGUUUAUUUUAAAGAAUUGUUGAGUGUUUAUUUACUCUCUGAUCAAAGCUAUUCAAAUAUAUUAAGAAGAAGAUUGAGUAAAUUUAAAAAUUCAAUGGAUUUCCAAAAUGCUAAUCCAGUAAUACAUUGGUUUCGAACUCUUGUUGAUAAUUGUUCUGAUAGGAUAACGAAUGAAUUUGAUGUGGCAGGCUGUUUCAAAAUGAUCGUUACUGGUCAAUCCUGUGUUAAAAUCACAAACCGUGAAUUUAAAACUGAACUUCAAGUUAAUGAGAUUCUAAAUGAUUUGAUUAAGAUCUUAACCAACGUUGAACCCAUUAAUAUUGAAGAUGAUGAUGCAAAUACUGGAUUGAAUCAUAUUGAAACAUCAAUUUUAAUCUUGGGAAUAAAUGAUGGGAAACCUCAAGUUUCAAAAGAGUUUACCUUAAAUGCGUCUAUGAAUGAAGAUCCUUCAGAUCCUAGUUGUUUACUUCCUUUGGAACCUGAAUUAAUUCUUAUAAAUAAACCAGCGACAAUAAACAAUUUACAAGUUUGA